CAGGUAAUAAAUUUAUGCAUCUAUUUUUUCAGCAGAUACCUAUAUCGAUCUAGAAUGGCGCCCGUCAUCAUUUGCAUCGUGAUUUGCAUCGUGGGUAGUACAAAGCCAUACUACGCAAAAUACGCCAUGGCCCAUAGCAUCAGCCAGCUAUGUACGGUAAUGCCGGCCGAACGUUCUAAAGACCACGUUCCUGGACCCAAGCCGCUGGUGCUUUUGGACCGGCUCUUGGAGGCUGUCUAUCCCCCUAACAUGACGGCACGGGACGGCGCGGUUUGAUUUCAGCUGGAAUUCCAGAAGGUCUCUCUACAUAGAAAAGAGAGGCAACAUAUUUGGAAGAGACUGGUUAUCGUGUAAGUAGAUUGUCGUCGGUCUGAACCCCGUAACUAUUUUGAUUCGACCGCGAAGUCAAUAAACCUCCAAUCAGUAAAUGUUGCAAAGCUAGCGCGCUUCUUUUCUUUUCUUUCCUGACUUGGUAGGACAUGCCAUAUUUACAUCCAUCUACUUAUACAGGAGCAGC
Molecule: messenger RNA, 517 nt
Organism: Daldinia vernicosa
Lineage: Eukaryota; Fungi; Ascomycota; Sordariomycetes; Xylariales; Hypoxylaceae
Exons: 1
Coding region: 55-276 (73 amino acids)
Source: RefSeq, a predicted model, not a curated record